CACAGAGCGAGGAGGGAACCUGAGGACUCCUCACACAUUUAAGCACUUUGAGUCUGACAGGAGGCCAGGCACCUCCACACUAAGAGGAUCUUCGACGCCAGGGUGGCACAACCCUUCUUUCCCCAGCACAGCGGGCAGAUCGGGCAGAUUACAAGCAGCCCAGCCAGUCCACACCAGCUUCUGUGUCCCCAUUCAUCUUAAAUAAGGACACCAUCUUCUUUUACUGUUCAAGAAAGAAGUGUCUCUGUCAUACACGGGGGGAAAUGCUCUUUUGGCUGUUAGCCCUCCUGAUCCUUUGUGGUUUUCUAUGGCAUUAUAAAGGACAGCUAAAGAUCACAGACAUCACUGAUAAGUACAUUUUCAUCACCGGGUGUGACACUGGCUUUGGAAACUUGGCAGCCAGAACUUUCGAUAAAAAAGGAUUUCAUGUAAUUGCUGCCUGUCUGACUAAAUCAGGAUCAACAGCUUUGAAGGAAGAAACCUCAGAAAGGCUCCAAACGGUGCUUCUGGAUGUAACUGACCCAGAAAGUGUCAAGAGGACUGCCCAGUGGGUGAAAAACCAAGCAGGGGAGAAAGGUCUCUGGGGUCUGAUCAACAAUGCUGGUGUUCUCGGCGUGAUGGCGCCCACCGACUGGCUGACAGUGGAGGACUACAGAGAACCUACUGAAGUGAACCUGUUUGGACUCAUCAGUGUCACGUUAAAUAUGCUCCCCUUGGUCAAGAAAGCUCGAGGGAGGGUUAUCAACGUCUCCAGCAUUGGGGGUCGGCUUGCAUUCAGUGGAGGGGGUUACGCUCCAUCCAAGUAUGCAGUAGAAGCCUUCAAUGACAGCUUAAGGCGGGACAUGAAAGCUUUUGAUGUGCACGUCGCAUGCAUUGAACCAGGAUUGUUCAAAACAGAACUGUCAGAUCCAGUAAAGACCACCGAAAGAAAACUCACCAUUUGGAAGCAUCUGCCUCCAGACAUCAAACAACAAUACGGAGAAGGCUACAUCGAAAAAAGUCUAGACAAACUGAAAGGCUCUACAUCCCUUGUGAACAUGGACCUCUCCCUGGUGGUGGAAUGCAUGGACCACGCUCUCACAAGUCUCUUCCCUAAAACCCAUUAUGCUGCUGGAAAAGAUGCCAAAACUUUCUGGAUUCCUCUGUCUCACAUGCCAGCAGUUUUGCAAGACUUCUUAUUGUUGAAACAGAAAGUAAAGCUGGCUAAUCCCAAGGCAGUGGGACUCAGCUGACCACAAACGCCUGCCCCAGGCUAUGAGAUUGGCUGAUUCCAAGGACACAUCUCCUUCUCCAUCUCAUUCUUUACCUAAUCCAACCUGGACUCAUUUAGAUGAUGCUUCUGUUGGUAAAAGAAGAGAUCCCACCAUCACUGAUGAUGUCCCAGGGUCCCUUUUCAAACUUUAUUUGAAAAGAUGGGCAGGUAUGACACCUGCCCGACAUUUAGGCUUUGCCUGCUUGGUAUGAUGUAAGGAAAAUGGGAAGGCUUUCCCAUCCAAAAUGAUCUCCACGCCUUGCCUGCCCCAUGCUUCUAGUCCACAGCACUUAAAAGUAAUUCCUGAAUGUUAAAUAUUUGUCCCUUAUCAAAACAUUGAGAGAUAAGU
Orcinus orca (killer whale) is the source of this 1601-nucleotide messenger RNA. It is a transcript of the gene DHRS9, whose product is annotated as dehydrogenase/reductase 9. The transcript has 5 exons. The record is from RefSeq and is a predicted model, not a curated record. Lineage: Eukaryota; Metazoa; Chordata; Mammalia; Artiodactyla; Delphinidae. Bases 264 to 1232 code for a protein of 322 amino acids.